GCGCAGUUGCAUCGUCGACUGCAAGCAGCAUGAGUCGUCCCGAGCACAUCUCGCCGCCUGAGCUCUUCUACGAUGAGAAGGAGGCGGCCAAGUACAACUCGAGCUCGCGUAUCGUUAAGGUGCAGGAGGAGCUCUCGAACCGCGCCAUUGAGCUGUUGAACCUGCCCGAUGGCAAGGAAGCCUUUAUCCUAGACGUCGGCUGUGGCAGUGGUCUGAGUGGAGUGGCCUUGGAAGAGCACGGCCACGCGUGGGUAGGUGUGGACAUUAGCAAGGACAUGCUGGACAUUGCUUCUGAGCGCGAUAGCAGUGGUGACGUGUUCUUGCAAGACAUGGGUGGAGGCCUGCCCUUCCGACCGGGUGUGUUCGACGGCUGCAUCAGUAUUUCGGCUGUACAGUGGCUCUGCUACUCGGACAAGAAGGAGCACACAGCGCGUAAACGUCUUACACGCUUCUUCACGUCGCUGUACACAUGUCUGAAGGCUGGGAGUCGCGCGGUACUGCAGCUCUACCCGGAGACGCCCGAGCAGAUGGAAGAAAUCUCGGGCACCGCGAUGCGCUGCGGUUUCUCGGGUGGUCUCGUUAUCGACUUCCCCAAUAGUGCCAAGGCUAAGAAGUUCUAUCUGUGUCUAUUUGCGGGAUACAUGGAGCAACAGCAAGUGCCUCAGGGUCUUGGGACUGGAGCCGCAGCUAACCAGAUCUCGUACGAAGGACGCGCCAAGAACCAACGCCAACGCCGAGGAAAAGGUCGUGACGCUAUUAAGGCCAAGGACUGGGUGAUGGCCAAGAAGGAGCGCUACCGCAAGCAGGGCAAGAAGGUCAAGGCAGACAGCAAGUUUACAGGCAGAAAGCGUCCCGGCAAGUUCUAAACUGGUAAUAGCAGCGUACAUGCAGCUCUCGUCGGUGGGACUGCUGGGUAUAUAUUUCAUCGAAUCUAAUGCU
Molecule: messenger RNA, 939 nt
Organism: Phytophthora infestans T30-4
Lineage: Eukaryota; Oomycota; Peronosporomycetes; Peronosporales; Peronosporaceae
Product: methyltransferase WBSCR22
Exons: 4
Coding region: 30-866 (278 amino acids)
Biological process (GO): rRNA (guanine-N7)-methylation
Cellular component (GO): nucleolus
Molecular function (GO): rRNA (guanine) methyltransferase activity
Source: RefSeq, a predicted model, not a curated record